AUGCAAAGUGAACCCGACUACCGCCAGAAUCACCGCAAUGGAGGAACGUACAAUGCUGUCGAUCGGGGCCACGCAUCACAUCUUGAAUUUUUUUCUACGCCGAAAUUCCGCCCCUGGUCUUGUCGAAAAAUUUCACCAACCCACAUCGCGCAUCGACGUCUUACUGAGUACCAGGUCAUCGGGCGCCACCUGCCCAACGAGGCGAACCCCACGCCCAAGCUGUACCGCAUGCGCAUCUUUGCGCCCAACACUGUUGUGGCCAAGUCGCGCUUCUGGUACUUCAUGGCCCAGCUCCGUAAGCUCAAGAAGGCUAACGGCGAGAUCGUCUCCCUCAACGUCAUUGAGGAGAAGCGUCCCCUCAAGGUCAAGAACUUCGGUAUCUGGAUCCGCUACGACUCCCGCUCCGGCACCCACAACAUGUACAAGGAGUUCCGUGAGAUGUCCCGUACCGACGCUGUUGAGGCCCUCUACCAGGACAUGGCUGCCCGUCACCGCUCCCGUUUCGGCUCCAUCCACAUCCUGAAGGUUGUUGAGAUCGAGAACAACGACUCCAUCCGCCGCCCCUACAUCAAGCAGCUCCUCCAGAAGGACCUCAAGUUCCCUCUGCCCCACCGCGCCGGUGGCAAGGUCGGCAAGAAGAUCUUCGCUCACUCUCGCCCCUCUACCUUUGCUUAA
Messenger RNA from Penicillium salamii, 675 nucleotides. The record is from the annotation of a GenBank genome assembly. NCBI's taxonomy places the organism in Eukaryota, Fungi, Ascomycota, Eurotiomycetes, Eurotiales, Aspergillaceae.